This is a messenger RNA of Oncorhynchus gorbuscha (pink salmon), 2827 nucleotides long. Its product is annotated as protein shisa-4-like. Lineage: Eukaryota; Metazoa; Chordata; Actinopteri; Salmoniformes; Salmonidae. Bases 954 to 1598 code for a protein of 214 amino acids. The record is from RefSeq and is a predicted model, not a curated record. The transcript is spliced from 5 exons.
AAAAAUUCCGUUAUUUUCUUUAGGAAUGUAGUGGAAUAAAAAUUGUAAAAAAUAUAAAUAGUAAAGUACAGAUACUUAAGUAAAACUACUUUAAAGUACUGCUUAAGUACUUUACACCACUGGAUUUCUGUUGGUUUGGUUGACAUUUCCUUUAGGGCCUUGACUCAUUUGACAAUUGCAAUCUCUUUCAGGAAGAAUUUGGUGAGUGUUUCUUUUACAAAUUGAUGUGCUUUUGUAAGUGUUGGCAGUCACACAGUGUCUCUUUUCAAAUGUAAAUUAGAAGUACAUAAAGCUGCCAUGCAUUACACAAGUCAAAUGUUUAGUGGUUCUUAGAUUACCCUGCUUGUAAAUUGGGUUUUUGUGCAAGAGAAUGGCAAAUGCAGGACUUAUUGCCAUAUUUUUUUAUGACGGCUACUUCUAUUCAUAUUUUGAAAAGUAGAAAAAUGUAAAAACUGAAUCAGUUAAAAUAAACGAGUAAUUAUAUAAAUUAAUAGGAAAUGUAGAAUAACCAUUGUAUUUGUAAUACACAUGUUGUUUUGUAAACUACUGGCUUGGGGUCAUUUACGUAUAUUUAUACAGGGUACAGACUGAAAAUAACAGCUCAGUCGUCACUUAACUCAACAGGAGGCUUCUCAUCCUGUGUACUGUAGGUUGUUAUUCUGUCUGUUAUCGUUAAAAAAUGUCAAAUGGAAUAAUGUGCAAUGUAUUCCUUCCACCGGAGGCCAGAGUGGCGCUACGGAAUCCCAUUGGGUCUCACUGAGUGAACAGCGUCACAUGCGAUGUUAUUCUACCCAGAUUUUGUUGAUCAUUAACCUCAUUCCUGACUGUCAUAUAAUUUCGUAACUAGAGCAUUAUUAUAGAGAUUAUUAUUUACAGCGGCGUAUGGGGCGAAAUAGCUGUUAAAUCUGCCAUUGGUUUCCGGAAAAAUCAGCAGUUUAUCCAUUUUGCAUAGUAUGUUUACAGUGGGCAAGAUGUCCCUUAUCGCAAUGGCUCUUCCGGUGAUCACCGUCCUUCUCUCUGCCUGGCAGGUGGGUGCCAUUGAUGACUGCUUGUGGUACGUGGAUAAGAAUGGCACUUGGCACAACGGGGUCCCCUGUCCCCUCAUGACCUUCUGUUGUGGGAACUGCCACAAGCGCUACUGUUGCUUGGACGGCCUCAAGAGGAUCACUGAGAGGGAGCAGAAGCGCUGCAUGCUCUUCCAGUUCAGCCCUACCACCAUCGCCAGCAUGGCUUCGUCCAUCCUGCUCUUCGUGGCUAUCAUUGCUACCAUGGUGAGCUGCUUCAUGUGCUCCUGCUGUUACCUCUACCAGCAGCGACAGCAGCGUGGCAGGACGCACUAUGAUGCCCAGCACAUCCCUAUGGCCACCUACCCCGUGGAGCCCAUGUAUGACGCUUACGGCAAGCUGCUGGUGAUGAGACAUCCUGAUUAUCCACACUCUGGUUACCCAAUGGCACCUCAGUAUCCUGGCAUGCCACAGCCGUACCCCAUGAUGCACCCCGACCCGUAUCCCCCGUACCCCAUGGUAGACUCUGGCUACCCUCAGGGAGCACCCCCUCCUUACUCCCCACCCCAGUACACCCCCCACCCCAGUCACUGAUGGGAUGAUAACAUGUCCAUGGUGGGAGAUGAGAAAGACAAAGAAAGGACUGCGUCAGAAAGAGAAGGCGACCACGAGACAACUCAGCUCUCCUAGUGGUUGUCCAGUGAAAGAUAACCAGAGGCACUUUCCUUUAUUUACUACAUCCUUCAAUGGAACAGAGCAUGUGUUGAGUUGGGUUUUCCUGUCAGUCCUGACACUGAACUUGAUUCCUACUGACAGUCUGGAAAAUGUCACACCAAGUGAGGUAACCAUCCUGCAUCCAUGCACUCACUCUCACAUCCAUCCAUCACAAUUAGGGUAACCCAUUCUAUAAAGUCACACACUACCAUUUGUUUGACAUUAAUUCUCUGUUUUAAGACGUUUGACUUGAGCAAUGGUCAACAUCUAUUUUCACAUGUUGGCUUGGCUUUAAUCUGGUAGUGGACAGACAGAGGUCAUACCUGCCUGCAGAUAACACUGUGUGUGGGAGCUGAUGGUAGAUCCAUAUGUUGUAUAAAAGUCCGAAUGAUCAGAGUUGAUUGCUUCUUCGCUAUAUCGGAUCCCUUUAGCCAGCUCUUACUGCAGGUUCAUAUUCUGUGGGGAUUUCUUUGCCCUCUCACGCUUAGCUUGUCUUUCCAAAUAGAAUAUCAUUAACUCUAUUCAUAUUAGAGAGUCAGUUAUACAGGUUCUGCCACGUCCCAAUGUGUCAUCGUAAUCAGUUGUCAGAAAGUUUAUAUAUUAGUGGCAUCUGUGUAAAUGUUUUUCCUGUAAUAUAUCAGGUCGAUGUAUAUUUAAUAACUUAAAUAACAAAUCUGAGCCUUAUGUCAUCGUGAAGAUAAGCAAUUUGAAUACGUAUUUUUGUCAAAUAUAUUUUAUGUUCGAAGGUUUACAUAUUAACAAAUAAUUAUCGUUUUAACAUACUAUCGCAACUUUUAAAAACCUUGUACCAUUAAAUGGUUUGAGCAUUUGUUUUACAGGUUAUAUUUCUAGUUAUUACAUUUCCCUCUGAGCCAUCGUUGUGCCCCUUGUCCUACUGUGCAGCUCUAACAUCACACAUGACGUGUAGGGAAUAUUGUUGUACAGUUUACUAUUACCAGCCAGUGAAUGACUCAUCCAGGUCAAAUGUGUUGGAUAAGGUGACAUUCUAUUUUACCAUCACUGAGAUUCUUGAUACAUUUUUCCAUUGAAAACACGAGUUGUUUGAAAGCACACUGAGAAUCUUGGCAUGAAAAAGGUGGAACAAUUAU